This is a messenger RNA of Dothidotthia symphoricarpi CBS 119687, 2445 nucleotides long. RefSeq lists its product as uncharacterized. Lineage: Eukaryota; Fungi; Ascomycota; Dothideomycetes; Pleosporales; Dothidotthiaceae. Gene Ontology annotation, cellular component: nucleus; transcription regulator complex. The record is from RefSeq and is a predicted model, not a curated record. Gene Ontology annotation, biological process: negative regulation of transcription by RNA polymerase II; positive regulation of transcription by RNA polymerase II. Bases 1 to 2445 code for a protein of 814 amino acids. The transcript has 5 exons.
AUGAUGACCACAAGCUAUCCCCACAACCCUGGUAUGCAUCCGCAGGGCAUGCCCCACGGACACCCCAUGGGCGGUCCAGGGCCGACUCCAGGCCAGCCUAUGCCACCGGGUAUGCACCCAGGCGUCUCAGGCCCCAACGGCCCCGUGAGCCAGGCAGGACCCAUGAUGGGCAUGCAACCCGGAAUGGGACCCAACGCCCAUGCGCUCUCGCAUUUGCAGCCUCAACAGGCACAGAUGUUCCAACAGCAGCAUCACCCCGGCAUGAUGAACGCUGCUCUGAUGCAACAGCAGCAGGCGAGAAACCACCAAUUAAAUGCUCAGCAGCAGGCUUUCAUGCGUCAGCAGCAGGCGGCGCAACAACAGCAAAUGCUUGCCCAGCAGCAGCAACACGGCGGGAUGGGCAUGGGCUUUCAGAACCAUAUGCCAAACAUGAGCCAGCAACAACAACAGCAACUGGCAGCAAUGAGAGCAGGCCAGAUGGGACAGCAGUUUGUCAAUCUGCCUCCGCAUCUGCAACAGUUGCAGCAGCAACAGCAACAAAUGCAGAACCAGCAACAAGGUGGCCCACAGCAAGCCGCUGCAUUGGCCCAUCAGCAAGCGCAACAACAUCAACAGCAACAAGCGCAACAGCAGCAGCAACAGCAGCAACAACAACAGCAGCAGCAGCAACAGCAACAACAGCAGCAACAAGCGCAGCAGCAACAGCAACAACAACAGCAACAACAAGCGCAACAACAACAGCAACAGCAGCAGCAACAACAACAACAGCAACAGCAAGCACAGCAGCAGCAGCAACAACAACAACGUCAGCAACAACAGCAGCAGCACAUGCAACAGGCUAUUGCAAUGCAGCACGCUCAAUCCCAGUCGAGCAAUCACAGCCAGGGAGGAAACCCAGGGCCUCCGACAACAUCACAACCUCAGCAAGGCCCCCUGCGUCCACCUUCGGCAAUAGGGAGCCAUCAGGGUCAUUCGUCUCCUGCUCCUCAACCGACUCCACAAUUACAACAACAAUCACAGCAGCAGCAACAGCAGCAGCAAACAUCACAGCCAGUCCCUCAACCUCAGCAGCAGACAUCAGCGCCUAUUCAACCUCCGAAUAUGCCUCCACAGCCCAACCAACCACCUCAAAACCAGACACAGAUGCAAACGCGAAAUCCAGCCUUGUUACAGCAAGCUCAAGCACACGCUCAGGCCCAGGAAGCUCGGGCCCGGUCGUUGGCGUUGAUGAGGAGCGCCCAGUCCCAAUCGCAAACUCCUUCUGGAGGGCAAGGAACACUGAAGUUGAUGAAUUUUGUGGACCAGAUGGGAAGAUACGCUACCUCCGCCGAUUUGAACGAUGUUUCGAGGUGGCAGAGUUUCGUUGAUAAACACUUUAACGAGACUGGCUCUUUCAUACAUGUGCUCUGUUCUUCAUCGGCCGAAAAGACAAAGCAAUUCGAAAUUGUGUAUGCUGCCUUACCAAGGUACUUCUAUACGCUCUUCAACACCGACGUUAUCAAUCUUCAAAUUACCUUGGACGGAUCAUCGGAGAAGGCAUCGCCCACCGAAACAAAAGUGACUUGCGACCGUGCGAAAUUCAUCUAUACCUACAAGAAUCAUUGCCAGGUUGUCUAUAACGGAAAACUAACAGCUUUCUGGUCUGGUACAGAGAAGAUGGAUUGGCUGCAGUUUGAGGGCCAGAAUCACCAGCAAUACAUACCACGCUCUGCCUUGGAAGCCAUGUUCCAUCAGCCAUCGCCCAAUCCCCACAUUCCAAACCAGUCACCUCGCAUGGGGAAGCAGUCGGCCAAGCAAAAGCAGCAACUACAGCAACGAGCCCAAGAACCAAUGGAACCGUAUUUGCCCAUGUCCAAGUUACUUAGUGCCGGCGCGACAGACUUCGGUUUACCGCACGCGCUGCAAGGUUAUCUUGAGAUAUAUGAGACAAUGAAUAACAUGACAAGUCUCAUGUCGCACUAUCUCGAGCAUCCAAAUCUAAAGCCGUCCGAAGCCCUCGAGCACUGGAAUGGCAUGAUGUCCAACAAUCCUUCUGCGGCAAUGAAUCAAACGCCAGCAAUUAACCAACCGAACCCAGCUAUGCCACACCCAAAUAUGCAACAUCCAAAUAUGCAACAAAUACGGCCACCUGGCCCCGGUCAACCAGGCUCGCAAAACCACCAGUUCAUGUCCCCAGCUCUGCAAAACCAGCUUCUCCCCAACGGUAUAAACGGCUCACCACACUACAGCCACACGCCGUCACCCGCAUCACACGCCAUGGUCAAGCAGCAAAGCACAAGUUCGCACACGGCGAGUGUCAACACAUCACCCAACAUGGCUACGAAGCGGCGGCGCAGUACAGCAAAAAUGGACAUGGACGAUGGCAGCGGAGACAUGAACGGUACCAUCAAGGUGAAGCAGAGCCCAAGGGUGGUAGGGAACAAGAGGAUGAAGGGCAAUAACUAG